UCCUCCUUUCCACUCUCUCUCGCUCACUAGUUCACGAUAAGCCAGCUAGCCAUCGCGGCGUCUGGUUCUGGUUGCCGUCUUUUCGCAUACAUAUCUGGACAUAACUUCCUUCCAUCAGUUUGUUCACUCCUUCCAUAUUGCAUCGUGUCUACGCACAAGGCAGGGUCAUUUGACUUGGGCGUCAGGAUGACAUUCGUGGUGGUGUCUUCUCUCACCAACGCCCCUCUCCCAGCAUACUUGUUUGUCUUGUCAUGUCUGGGCUACCUGUUAGGCGGACACAUCGUCAGACUAGUUCAAGCUGUGGUUUCAACUCUCCCGAUCAAGUCCACAUUAGUGGGAUCGACUCUUGAUCUGGCCGAAAAAGGGAGUUUGAAAGGAGACGACGUUCUGUCCGAUGAAGAAGCGUUUCUUCUUGAAAAGAGGGCUUUUUUCACCAAGACAUGGCUGUUCGUUUGCCAUCGAAGUAGAUUCGACAAACCAGGGGAUUAUCUCACUUUCGACAUCGCAGGAGUUUCCUUCUUUGCUGUCCUAGGGAAAGACGGCGUCUUACGCGCAUUCCACAACGUAUGUCGACAUCGCGCAUACACUGUGGUUCGGAAAUCGUGUGGAAGUUCAACUCGAUUUUCGUGUAAAUACCAUGGUUGGCAAUAUGACGAUACCGGUAGGUUGGUCAAGGCACCCAAGUUUGAUGAAUCUCCUGGAUUCAAUCCUCAAGCAAAUGGUCUGUUUGAAAUCAAGUUGAUCUUGACGAGAGAUGGACUCAUCUUUGUCAAUUUUGAUGCCAAUACCAUGAAACUUCCAUUCAACAAUGUCAAGUCGCAUGUGGAUUUCGGGAGCUGUUCUUGGGUGCAUGGGAUGAGUGUGGAUUGCAAAGCGAAUUGGAAAACCAUUGCAAAUGGAUUCUCAGACCAGGUUCACCGGUCUCACACUCGAUUCAGCUGGCUUUCUCGUCUUCAAAAGAUGCCGAAACAGACUCGACUUCUCGGCCCGUUGAGCAUUGUUAAGGAAGUGAACUCAGACCUGUGGUAUACCAUGAUCAUUGUACCGAUCUCGACAGCAGAGGUAUCAAUCAGAUGCGAUCUUUACAGUCGACAAGAAAGCAAGACGUCCAGUGGAACCGCAGAGAAAUGGGAAUGGAUGGUCAAGCAGGAGAUCAUGGCUCUGACUCCAAGUAACGGCCAAGAAGAUUCGCCACGACAGUCUUUUGCGUAUGAAUGCGGAGGACGAACCAUCGACCUAUUAGCCAUCUUGACACAACAUCAACGAAGUGAAAAGCUAGCCAAACGUAAAUUGCAACCAACAAUCAGAGUCACGGGCGAAUCCGAUAUAGACAGGGAGGCGGAAGCAAUAUGUGAUGCACUUGACCGUGUCGAAGAGGCUCCAGCCAUUGACGGGAGUUUGAAGUUGCCCAAAAUGGGCAAAAUGGGUCUCAUUGACUGGUAAGGGGUUGCAAGGUUUGGGUUGACACAUUGGCUGGGAUGAAUGAGAGUUGAAUGGGCCCUUGAACCAUGCUUCUGUUCUGAUUGUGCGUUUUCUAGGGCAUAUGGCGAGGGAAAUACUAUCAGGAGUGCUGUAGAUAGACCGUGUUUGGGAAUGAAAUUGAUGUUGAGAUGGAGGUUGAGAAGAUGGAUCAAGAUGGAUGUAAGAAGAUCGAUCCCCUAAAGACACGUGAUGAGCAACUGCAAGUUUUAUAGGAUGUUUAGCCCCA
This is a messenger RNA of Exophiala mesophila, 1708 nucleotides long. RefSeq lists its product as uncharacterized. The coding region runs from base 187 to 1443 and encodes 418 amino acids. Gene Ontology annotation, molecular function: 2 iron, 2 sulfur cluster binding. The record is from RefSeq and is a predicted model, not a curated record. The transcript has 4 exons. NCBI's taxonomy places the organism in Eukaryota, Fungi, Ascomycota, Eurotiomycetes, Chaetothyriales, Herpotrichiellaceae.